Molecule: messenger RNA, 1836 nt
Organism: Closterium sp. Naga37s-1
Lineage: Eukaryota; Viridiplantae; Streptophyta; Zygnematophyceae; Desmidiales; Closteriaceae
Source: the annotation of a GenBank genome assembly
AUGCCCCUCUUGCUGCACGCCACUCGCUGCACGCCACUCGCUGCACGCCACUCGCUGCACGCCACUCUCACUCACACUCUCAAAACACCCCUCUCUCGGUCAACCAUCGUCCUGUACCCCAGCCCUUCACAAAAGACAUACCCCGUUCGCCCUUCCUCUGUAAUAUCCCCUCUCUCCCCUUUCUCUCCUUUCUCUCCUUUCCUCCCCACCCCCCUCGUUCCCACCAUCCGUCACAUACCUGCCCCCACCAGCGUGUACCCGUACUACGUGGCGCUCAAGCUGGGGUCGCAGAGGCAAGAGUUCAGCAUGGCGCUCGACCUCGUUAUCCCCGACAUCUUUGUGCCCUGCACUGCGGCUCCUCGCGCAAGGGGGUGCCUGUGGAGUGAACCAGAUGGGCCACUGGGGCAUGCAGGGGUGGCAGUACGGGUCGUGGGCAGCAGGAGGCGUGCUGGGGCUGGGGUGGGACAGCCCCUUCCUGCAGCAGCUCACUGGUACCGACGACCCAAGCGCCUUCGCGGUGUGUCUGGAGGAGCCGACGCCGACGAACAAGACGGGGUGGGAUGGCAAGGUGCCGCUGCAGACAAGCAGCAGCCAUCUCACCAUCGGAGCCACCGGCCUCCCUGCCGGCGCCAGCUACGCCUCCAUGUAACCCCUCUACUUGCUCCACACCCUCUCGUGCUCCCACGCCUUCUCACACUCUCAUACCCUCUCACACUCUCAUGCCCUCUCACACUCUCAUGCCCUCUCACACUCUCAUGCCUUCUCACACUCUCAUGCCCUCUCACUCUCAUGCCUUCUCACACUCUCAUGCCUUCUCAAACUUUCAUGCCCUCUCACACUCUCAUGCCCUCUCACACUCUCAUGCCCUCUCACACUCUCAUGCCCUCUCACACUCUCAUGCCCUCUCACACUCUCAUGCCCUCUCACACUCUCAUGCCCUCUCACACACUCAUGCCCUCUCACACUCUCAUGCCCUCAUGCCCUCACACUCUCAUGCCCUCUCACUCUCACGCCCUCUCACACUCUCACGCCCUCUCACGCUCUCACGCCCUCUCACGCUCUCACGCCCUCUCACGCUCUCACGCUUCCCACACGGCGCCAGCACCUGUACCUGUGGUUUCAAAGGCUGGGCUGCAGUACAGUCACAUCACACUCACCACAGCCACACAGGCGCGCAACAUCACAGACGACCCCUCCUACAUAGACACCGCUAUUGUUCCCUACCUGCCCGAGGAUUUCCCUAAGAAGGCCACGCCGGGCGUCCUCUUCAUGCCCGAGUCCUUCGUGCAUCUCCUGCGCUACCCCCUCUUCAUGAGCCUUCGCGACGCGGCGGUGGAUCCGUUCACCACCUUCCCCACCAUCGACAUUGCUUUCCUCUCUCCAGACAACACCAGUGCCACCACCGCGCACUUCUAUAUCAAGCCUCGCGAGUACCUCGCCCAGGUUUCGGCUUCUGAAUACUGCAUACUGGCCACUUAUAUUGCUUCUGAUAGAAACUAUGCCAGCUACAUUGGAGGUACGAUGGUCACCUACCGCACAUCCACACACUCCGCUCUCUACCAGAGCUUCUUCCAGCACCCUCCCCUGCCAUCCGCCACCAUGGAGCCGGCGCUGUUCAACAAGUAUCUCUUCCUCGACUACACCAACAAGACUGCAGCAUGGAUGGACGCCCCUAGCUGUGGAGCUGAGCCCCUGCUGCCGCCACCCUCCCCGGCGCCACCAUCCCCGCCUGUUUCCAAAACAGCCACUCGCUCUCUCUCCCCUCUGCCAGCAGCACUCUCAGCUGCCCUUGUCCUUGCCACCUCCGCCGCCCUGCUUGCUCUCACUCUUCUGUAG